AAACUGUUACAUGCCAUUAGGUGUACUGUAAACCAUCCUGGGCUAAAUUCUUUGCCUGACAAUGCCCCUCUGAAUCCCAGAUACCUUCUUUUUUUUUUCUUUUUUUUCUUACUUUUAUAGAGGGGGGGAAAAAGAAGGAUUGGACCACAUUAGGAGGAAAGUCGCUUGCAAGCAGCCCGAGGAGUUUUAAUGCCCCGGCUGGGUCCGACGUAAGACUCUCUCUCUGCAAAGGAAAAGCCUCUGAGGAAGGAAGAAUCAUUCUAAAUAUGAUGUGCACCACACUGAGCCCGGCGGGGCGGGGCCCGGGCCUCUCAGAUAUGCACCAGUACAGCCAGUGGCUGGCAAUACGGCACGAGGCCAACCUGCUGCCCAUGAAAGAAGAUCUGGCUUUGUGGCUCACCAGCUUUCUCGGGAAGGAAAUAACAGCGGAGACGUUUAUGGAGAAGUUGGAUAAUGGCGCCUUGCUCUGUCAGCUCGCUGAGACCCUACAGGAUAAAUUUCGGGAAAAUCACACAGACGCCAACAGGAAACUUGACAAGAGCCUGCCGACAAAGAAGAUCCCAUACAGAGCCAACGCCCCGUCCGGCUCUUUCUUUGCGAGGGACAACACAGCAAAUUUCCUCGCCUGGUGCAGAAAUAUUGGCGUCGGAGAAACCUGCUUGUUUGAGUCGGAAGGUCUGGUGCUACACAAGCAGCCCCGAGAAGUCUGCCUUUGCCUCCUGGAACUGGGAAGAAUCGCCGCGAGGUUUGGGGUGGAACCCCCAGGAUUAAUUAAACUGGAAAAGGAGAUUGAACAAGAAGAGAUUUUAUCCACCCCCACGCCGUCUCCAUCUCCCUCCCCAACAAAGUCACCGGGGAAGAAAAGUACAGGGAAACUGCUAGACGAUGCGGUUCAGCACAUUUCCGAAGACCCCCCGUGCAAGUGCCCCAAUAAAUUUUGCGUGGAACGACUUUCCCAAGGAAGAUACAAAGUUGGCGAAAAGAUCCUUUUCAUUAGGAUGCUGCACAAUAAGCACGUGAUGGUGCGGGUCGGUGGCGGCUGGGAGACCUUCGCCGGCUACUUGCUAAAGCACGACCCUUGCCGGAUGCUGCAGAUCUCCCGCGUGGAUGGCAAGACGUCCCCGGUGCAGAACAAAUCCCCCACCAUUAAAGACAUGAGCCCCGAUACCUACUUGGUGGUGUCGGCCCAUUACAAAAGCAAGAAAGAGAUCAAGUGAAACGUGGGGGGGUCACCGUGGCUAUUAGAUAAUACCCCCCCCCCCCCGUGCUGUGUAUCAUAGGCCACUCCGGUAGCGAGGGGAGGGGCUUAAACCAAAAUUCCCUUAAACAGACUGAAAAGUAUUCAGUUAUUUAUCCAGCCGGAGCUGCCAUGGGAUUGCUGCAGGGAACCCCCUGCGCCUCCUACUUUGCAGCCUAUUUAAGGGGAAAGUAAAGGGGAAAUAAUAGCUCUUGAUUACGUCUGCAUAAGUGAUACUUCCCCUUGAAUGUUAUCAUUCAUUUUCUGUUUCAUGUUUGCGGGGGGCCAUAGCAACGCCCCUGGAAGGACUCACGGAAACGUCUCCUCAAUGUUUAGUUUUUGAAACCGUAGGUCUUUUUUUUUUAGCAUGUUUAUCCUUUAUUUUUAUAUUUGUUUGUGUUAUAAAGUCAACGUGGUUUGUUUUCAUUGGCUGACUCCUGUCACCAGUUUGCCAAAAUGGCCGCUGCUGUGAAGGUCAGUCUGCGCCUAUUCAGCAUACUACAUUACCCAGAAUCCUCUGACAGCCUCUGGCUUUUUGCUUAUGCAAGAGUGAUAUUCUGAAACAAUUUGCAAUUGGUCUUUGUUUUUCUAUUAUUCGUCGUCUUUUUUUUUGUAAUUAUUUCACUUUGUGUUCAGCAGCUCUGAGUUUCAGCAACUAACUGGUUGCUAGGUACCAGAUUGUCUUAGCAACCAGGGCGUGGUUUGAACGAGAGAUAGUGAUAUGAAUAACACAGGACCCGAAUAGAAAAAAUAAGUCAUAAAAAGUAACAAUAAGAACAUUUUAGCCUCACAGAGCGAUAGGGUUUGGCUGCCGGGGUCA
This is a messenger RNA of Xenopus tropicalis (tropical clawed frog), 2057 nucleotides long. It is a transcript of the gene gas2, whose product is annotated as growth arrest specific 2. The record is from RefSeq and is a predicted model, not a curated record. Gene Ontology annotation, molecular function: microtubule binding. Gene Ontology annotation, cellular component: cytoskeleton. NCBI's taxonomy places the organism in Eukaryota, Metazoa, Chordata, Amphibia, Anura, Pipidae. The transcript is spliced from 8 exons. Bases 267 to 1217 code for a protein of 316 amino acids.